Stylonychia lemnae is the source of this 3093-nucleotide messenger RNA. Lineage: Eukaryota; Ciliophora; Spirotrichea; Sporadotrichida; Oxytrichidae. The record is from the annotation of a GenBank genome assembly.
AUGUCUGAUUCAUUUACUGGAGAUUCUUCUCCUUAAGCAUAAUAAUCAUUCUUUAUCAAUAUCGAUUAGUAGGAUGUUAGUAGUUUGACUUCUAAGUCACCUUUGACCGAGCAAAUCAACUAUUCAUCUCUGAGAUAAAAUGUUCUAGUCCUCUACCCAGGUUACAUUUUGAUUAACUAUGUGACAUUAUUGUACUAUAGAUUUUUCUCCAUAAUUGGAGGGAUCUUUAAGUAUCACAGGAAAGUAGCCUCCUAUGUAAUUGUAGUAGAAAUAUUGAUUAGUGGUAUUUUAAGCAUCUAUUAUCCCGAUACUCAUCGGAAGUAUUUGGAUGAGAUGGUUGAAGAAUAAAAGUCACCAGAAAACAAAUCUAAAGAAGGCAAAACACCCAAAGUAAAUAUAAUUGCAACACCUCCCACCAAGCAAUCUACUGCAAAUUAAGAAAAAACUCAAUCGGCAAAUGCUUCAUAAUAGCAAUAAUAACAAUAACAACAAUUGUUAUAAUAAAUCGAGAUUUUAGGAGCAGUUAAAGUGAGAGAUGGUCUUUUCCUUGGUGAUGAAUUUGCUUCAUAAGACUUGGAGUUUGUAAUUGCUAAUAAGGUCACUCAUAUCAUCAACUGUGCAGGUAGACAGAUUUUCAAUUAAUGGACGCCUGUUGGAGUCAAAUACCUAACAUUCUAUUGGUUGGAUGACGACAGACAGGAAAUUUAUGAUUUCAUUGAGGAAGCAAAUAAUGAAGCUAACGGAGUAUUAGUGCAUUCAGUCAGAGGAUAAUCUCGAGCAUGUUGUGUUCUGUCAAUUUACCUGAUGAUAAAAUUCAAGUGGACAUUACUAAAAUCAUUAGAAUUUGUCAACUCAAGAAGACCUAAUCUUGAGAUAAGAGCUAGCUUCUUACAGCAACUUUCUGCCUGGGAGAGAAGGACUAGGGAAUAAUAUCCAAUAAGGACAGAUAGAUGGGAUGAAAUUUAUGCCGAUCAUAUUAAAGAGGCCAUUACCUUGACUUCAACAAAUGAGGAACUUUUACUAAGAAACACAUUCAUUAAUGCUUAGAUGCAACCUGUAAAUUAUCUUUAAUAGUGGAAAGAGGAUGUGCUUACUAGCAUCUAAUAGAGUGCAAGAUCCAGAGCUAAGCUAAAAUGGGGUGACAACUAUGAGGAAGCAUAAAAACACUAGCUGAUAAGAGAGAAUUCUGAUGAUGACUUAAUUAAUAAAGAAGAGAAUUAGAUUUUUAAGGUUGAUAAUCACAAAAAAGAAUUUCAAGGAAAGACAAUAUUGAAGAAAAAGAAAGAAGAGGGUGAAGAUAAAAAGUUAGAGGAAAAGCCUAUAAAUACUGGAGAGCUCACACCAACUAGUAAAACUUAGAAUUAAUCAAUAUAAGAAGAUAAGAAAGAUCCAAAGGCUAAAUAGCAAAGAAAAAGGCCAGUAACUCCUUUGUUAAUGAACAGCAAAAAAAAUGAAAAUUCUGAUAUAUUAUCUGGCACUCCUAGAUCUUUAAUAGCCGAAGAUAAUAAUCUGUUAAAUAACACCUAAUAACUCGGAUCACUCAAGCAUUCUGCACCUAAAAGAUCAUCCUCAAUUAAGAAGAUUGUUGAUAAAGAACAGGAAGAAAAGGAGAAGAGAGACAAAUUCAAGGCAAAGAUUGCUUGGAAUGCUACUUCUCCAAAAAAUAAGAUGAUAAUGGGCAAUUUCAACUUUAACAAAGAUACUGACCAAUCAGCCAAAAGAACUAAACUAGACAAAUCUCCCUUGAAAAUGAGUAAUACUAACGUCCUGAAGAAAGAAUUGUUAGAGAAAGCCAAGUAAGCUCUUUAAGAAAACUCAAAGGUGACUGUAGGAUUAGACAUUAAGAAAAUUUAGGAGACCUUAAAUAGAAUGACAACAGAGGGUGGGAAGCCAAUUACAAUUACAUCUAGCUCUGCAUAGAAUGUACCACAGUAAGUCUAGAAAUCCUCUGGAAACAUUAUCAACAACAAUAAUAUCAAUAAUUUCUUUAUCUAAAAUGCCUCAGUAAUUGAGAUUCCAAAAGCGCUGCCAGAUAACGUAGAAAUCAAGAAAAUUCAAGCACCGAUAGGAUAGCAUCAUCACAAGAGAGCUAACUCUGGCUCUAUGUAAAUGGCUCAAUAAAUUAAGUAAAACCUUGCAAAUUAAGGACCUAUCGCUGCAUCAGUUGGAGCAUCUAUACCAAAUUCUCAUCGCAAAAAUUAGCUUAGUGAUCAUCUGAUUGCAUAGUAGUUGGCAAAUCCAUUUAUACUAUCUACUAAUGCAACUGAAUAAUUUAAGAGCAUGAAUUAAAGACCAUAAACUUCAUCAUUAACAACAAAAGGUAAUUCAAAUAGUAGAAAAGAUUUCAAAUAAGUUUUAAGGUAACUCUAAAAAGAAAGUCUAGCAGCGAUGUAAAAUUCUCAAUAAUUUUGGAUGUCAUAAGCUAAGAAAUUUUAGAUAAAGAGCUCAGCAUAGCUAGUUGCUCCACUUUCGCAAUCAUAAGAUCCCAUCAAUAUUGGAAAGAAAUAAAUAAUGUCAAAUAGCAAUUCAAAUGGAUAAGGCUUAACCGAGUUAAAUAGACCCUCAAGCGCUUAGGGUUAAAAUCAACUAAAGACCCAAUCAAUAUAAGAUCGAGGAAGUUUGAAUAGAAAUAGAAGACUUAGAAAAUCUAAUGAAUACAUGCCGCAAAGUCAAUCAAAUUAAUCUUCGCAGCAGAUAAUGUAAUAAUAGAUCAAUAAACUUUAAAGAAGGGCUCAAACUCCAAUGCCAUCUUCACCCAGUAACAACAUUAUACACUAAGGUGAAAUCUAGAAUAACACCCAAAAGAUGAAUAAUACUAAUGGUCUUAUUAUACAGAAUAUGAGUCUUAAUAAUGGUUAGCCCAACCUAAACAAUAGCAUUAAGCCAGCUUUUAAAAAGAGAUCCAAGUCUCCAUCAGUGAACACAUAUCAAUAAAAAAUGCAACAAAAAACUGUAUAUAUGCUUCUCAAUAACACUUUUGGUCCAAAAUCAUCGAAUAAUUUGCCUUAGCCAUAAAGUCAAAGUCUAAAGAGAAAGUCAAAUAGUGGUCCAGGUGGAAAUCAGAGUCCUAAGAAAAAUGCCUGGCUACAGUGA